CCACGUCCAGCCCUCUCGUGAAGGAGAACUCGAGAAGUCGCACGGUCAAAUCAGAAGUCUUUCUUUCAGUUACUUUCCUUAAUUUAUAUUGGUUGCGGCUGUGCUUGCCCUUUUGGCCAUCAGCCCGUUGUCGCUCUUUUUCUUACGUUGACGAGAUUAUCUGGCUCUAACAGCGGUAGACUCCGAAAGGAAUAAUAAUCGGAAGCAAGAUGAAGGGUCUUCAAAAUGGUAUUCCUAUCGCCAUGCUGGCUGCAAUGGCCAGUGCCCAGGGUUUCGGCGGAGGCCCACGAGUUGAUACAGGCAACGGUGUGGGAAUGGGCUUCAGUAACGACUUCUCUAACGAAGUGAAUAACGUCAAUAAGGACGACCACGCCACCAAUGUGCACAGCGAGACGAACAUUCUCAAGGCCCCGCCGCACCCGCCUCAUGGUGGUCCGCAUGGCCGGCCACACGGUGGCCACGAUGGCCAUAACGAGGGUGGUCGCCAUCAGCCUCGUGCAGGACACCCGGGUUCUGACGGCGUGGACGUUGGAACUGCUGCCCAAUGGAACAGCGUGAACGAAGCCAAACAUGAAGUGCACAGUGCCAAUGUGGAUAACCACCAUGUUGAUAUUAACGAGAAGCACACCAUUACUGUCCUGCCCCCGCCACCGAAGCAUCACCCCCAUGGAGGUGAGCACGAGGGACAUGGAGAAGAGCACCAGCACGGUCACGAGCAGGGUGAGGGAGGACGCGGACACGGAAAGCGUUAUGAAGGGGGUGCUAUCGACAGUGGUAACUCUGCCAACUAUGACUUUGAGAAUAUGUUCCACUCGAAAACAAACAACGCCAACUUGGAUGACCAUUCGGUCGAUGUUGAUCAGAAGACCAAUAUCGUGACACCCCCCCCGCAUCCUCAUGGACAUGGACAUGAGCAUGAACGACGAGACGAGCAUGAGCCACGUGGAGGCCCUAAAAUUGACACCGGUAACGAUGUCGACUUCACUUUCUCGAACAAGUUUAACCACGAAGUGAACAGCUACAAUCAGGACAACCACGGAGUUGACGUGAACAAGAAUACGAAUGUGCAAGUCGCACCCCCUCAUGGCGGCCCUCCCCACGGCCACGAGGGUCAAGAGGGUCACCACAAACGUGCGUAUCGACCCGAUGCCGAUGACGCUGGCCGCGUAGACAUUGGCAACGCAGCCAACUCUGAAGCAUCCAACUCGGUUGACGCGAAGACCAAUUCCGCGAAUGUCGAUGAUCACUCCAUGUCGUUGGACUACAACGUCAACGAGACUGUUGCACCCCCACAUGCUGAUCACCAUGAUAAUGGGCAUGAACAGCCUGCUGAACAUCAUCAGCAGGAACCUGCAAAGCCCGUUGAGCACCAUGAGGAAGAGCAUGCAGAGCCUGCCCCUACCUGCACCACCUUGACUCGCGAGGUUGUCCACACGGUUGUCCGCACUGUGCAAGCCCACUCCGAGCCCACACACGGUCCCCAGCAUCAGGAGCAGGUGAACACUCCCGCUCCUCAACAUGAGCAACCCAAGGACCAUCAGGGAACAGAUCACGACGACCAUAGCGAAGUGAAGAGCCCCAAACCCACCGGCGAUGAUGGCUCCCAUAAUGAAGUGGCUCAUGGGCCCGCUUCUACUCCUGCCCAUGAACAACCUAAGCCCACAGGCGUGGAUGGCUCCCAUCACGAAGAGGCUCAUGGGCCUGCUUCUACUCCCGCCCAGGAACAGCCUAAACCCACAGGCGUGGAUGGCUCCCAUAAUGAAGUGGCUCAUGGGCCCGCUUCUACUCCUGCCCAUGAACAACCUAAGCCCACAGGCGUGGAUGGCUCCCAUCACGAAGAGGCUCAUGGGCCCGCUUCUACUCCCGCCCAGGAACAGCCUAAACCCACAGGUGCGGAUAACUCCCACCGCAAAGAAGAUCCUUCGUCUCAUGAGGGUGCUCAUAGCACCAAUGCUCAUGGACCCGCUUCUACUCCUGUUCAUGGACAGCCUCAGCACGUCAGUGAUGGCUCCCACUUCGACGUGCCCUCCUCUACAACGCUGGCUCACAUUGGCAUGACGCCAGCACCUACCCAUGCUCCUUCCAACCAGCACGGAGUCCUGACAUCCACACAAACUAUUCGUCCUUCCUCUUCCCACAUGGUUCACGUUUACGUGCCGCAGGGCUCGAGCAGCGCUGCGCAUGUCGGUCAGACUCCCGCCGCCACUCCAUCUGCCCAUGUCCCGGUCGGCGUCGACGCCGAGCACAGUUCUCACGUCGCAAAUAGCCCCCCUACACCCACACCCUCUUCUCACGAUGUCAUGUUCACGGGUGCUGCCGCGAACCUGUCCCCUAGUGCCGGUGUCAUUUCUCUCGCUUGCGGCGUGAUUGGCCUCUUGGCCUAUGUGCUGUAGAUGGUGUCCUGCCGUGUAGUUCAAUUUCUUUUCCUUGGAACCUCGAUGUCGAGACAUAAUAUUUUCUAGUUGCUGUAUUCUUAAGCCCAGUGGUGGAUCGCCGCCCAUGUCUCUCGUUUAGAUCCAUUUUGUCAUGAUAUGCUAGUUAAUGACUUAUUGUUUUUACCAUUCGUCUUGCCUGAGUAGACUUCUAAUGCUCUUAGCUCUGACCUUAGUGGUAUCUAUACAUGUAGUCCCUUUAAAACAACAUAUCCAUCAUAUGAUUGUAAAGCAGUCCUUGUAUCCUCGUUCAGUCCAUUCCAUCACCCUGCUCAAGUGCCACGAUCCAUCCAUCAGUAACCGCGCACGUGCACCGCCCAUACCCUACUAUCAACCAAGUUUUAUUUCCUCAUAAAUUACCACGAAUACAAAA
Messenger RNA from Aspergillus pseudotamarii, 2805 nucleotides. RefSeq names its product putative GPI anchored protein (gene CweA). Bases 210 to 2393 code for a protein of 727 amino acids. The transcript is spliced from 2 exons. The record is from RefSeq and is a predicted model, not a curated record. NCBI's taxonomy places the organism in Eukaryota, Fungi, Ascomycota, Eurotiomycetes, Eurotiales, Aspergillaceae.